Messenger RNA from Capsaspora owczarzaki ATCC 30864, 698 nucleotides. Its product is annotated as ureidoglycolate hydrolase. The record is from RefSeq and is a predicted model, not a curated record. Bases 38 to 586 code for a protein of 182 amino acids. Gene Ontology annotation, molecular function: ureidoglycolate hydrolase activity; ureidoglycolate lyase activity. The transcript has 4 exons. Gene Ontology annotation, biological process: allantoin catabolic process. Lineage: Eukaryota; Filasterea; Ministeriida; Capsasporidae.
UAAUUUUCGACCCGUCAAUCUCAGCUGUUUGACCCUUAUGUCGAUCGGGUCUGUUCGAGCGCUGGUUCCGACGCUGCAGACGCAGCCGCUGACGCCAGAAGGGUUUGCGCCGUACGGCCAAGUGAUUGCUGUGCCGUCCAACCCAAGCACGAGCGGCGUCUCGGCCAACCAGGGCACCGCGACCCGCAUCAACUACGUCGCGAGAGUUGACAAUCUCAGGCCAGAUUCAGCAAAGGCGAAUAUGUGCGUGUUUCGAUCCAUUCCACGAGCAAUGCCGUUCGAGAUGAAGCUCAUUGAGCGACACUUGUACUCGACCCAAGCAUUCAUUCCAAUGUCCGCUGAAUCAAAGCGCUACUUGGUCAUUGUCGCGCGCAACGGCGCUGACGACAGGCCGGACUUGACAACGUUGGCCGCUUUCAUCGCCACCAACACGCAAGGAAUUAGUUAUGAUGCAGGCUGCUGGCAUCAUCCAAUGGUAGCACUGGAUUAUGCAACAGAUUUUGCCGUGUUGGUUCAUGAAGACAACACUUCGGAUGAUUGCCAUGUUGUCGACAUCGAGCCGUCCAUCAUGAUUCAUACUGAAUAGAAUUCAAAACCCAGUCGUGAUCCUUGCUUGUUCGAAUCAUACAUUUGCCGUUUCUCCCCCGCCUCCAACCGAAAUUCGGCGAUUGCACGAAUCCAACAAAGCAAAAGUGCUU